Molecule: messenger RNA, 327 nt
Organism: Staurois parvus
Lineage: Eukaryota; Metazoa; Chordata; Amphibia; Anura; Ranidae
Source: the annotation of a GenBank genome assembly
UGUUUGAUCCUUUCAUCUCUGCCCCUCCUCUUUCUUCUCUGAUCCUCCCCUUCUUACCUCCUGAUAAGACAUGAUGUGGAGACACACUGCACAUGCCCAAUUUGGUGUGUAUUGCUAGAGGUUUUUUUUUUUCUUGGGAGGGUGCAUGUGAUCAGCAUAGGGCCAAUCAGGACUGUUCAGACAGAGGUCAGGGGUUCUGCAUCCUCUUACAGCAGAAAAAAACUCCUCCUACAAGCUUUAACCAGUGUUCAGCUGGACACUGAUAGAAGUCACAAGACUACUAUAUACUGCUGAUGAGAAAAGGUAUUUAGCAGUUAUAUUUACUAA